CGUAUGUUCAUUUGCUGCAAUGGGCGACUCGCAAGCUAGUCAUUUGAACAACCGGCUUAUUGUCAACCAGAUCGAUCAUAUCGACAAGCUCUCGUCUGAUUUGAAACGUCUUUUAACCGACGAAGGCUCCGGAAUGAGUGACGUGGUGUUCAUGGUCGACGGUCAACGGUUUGAGUGUCAUCGCAUCCUUCUGGCUGCCCGUUGUCCUUACUUCAAGGCGAUGCUGUAUGGUGGGAUGAGGGAGUCACAACCGAAUGUAGAAAUUGAGUUAUCCGAUGCGACUGCGGCAGCAUUUCGUUUGCUAUUGGAGUAUGUCUAUUGUGGAUAUUUAGAAUUGAGCUCUUUGUCAGACGAGGUGAUUCACGAUCUAUUGAGUCUGGCUCAUAAAUACCAAUUUCCCGAUUUACAAAAAUCGAUCUCGGAUUGUCUCAUCAAAUCACUCACUGCAGACAACGUUUGCGACGUGUUCGAUGUCGCGUGUCUCUACUAUCUCGAAGACUUACGGACAAACUGUCUCACAUACUUGGAUCAAUACGCCGUCGAAGUAAUGAAAUCAGACAGCUUCUGUGACUUAUCGCAUACAUCGCUGGUAGAGUUGUUGCAACGAAGAUCGUUCUUUGCUCCGGAAAUUGAGAUUUUUCGAGGGGCGAGUCGCUGGGUUCACCACAAUAGAGACAGAGUAGACGCGUCUGUAAUAGAUUGUAUUAUGGAGUGUGUCUGUCUUUCUCAUAUCGAGUUAGCUGAUUUGUUAUCGGAAGUUCGAGCUUCGGGAUUAGUUACGUCGGAGACUCUUUUGGAUUCGGUGGCAAAGCAACAGCUGUGUGAACUCGGAGAAGGACAUUACAGAGGGAGGCUUAAUCCAGAAGUUAACGUCGCAUCGGUAUUGCACUCGGCACGCGUUAUUCAAGGCGACAUGCCCGAAUAUCUACUCAACGGCGAGAUGGCAAAUUACGACAUGGAGAAAGGCUUCACUUGUCAUCCAAUACAAGACGAAUUGUCAGACAGUGUUGGUAUUAUCAUUGAAUUAGGCGAACAGAGCUUCAUCAAUUGUAUGCGAUUCCUGCUGUGGGAUCGAGAUGCUCGCUCGUAUUGUUACUACAUCGAAGUCUCUCUUGAUAACAAAUCAUGGACGAAGGUCGUCGACUACUCAAAGUAUUUGUGUCGAUCGUGGCAGUGUCAUUACAUUGAAGACAUUGUUAUCAGGUAUGUUAGGAUUGUUGGGACUCACAACACGGUGAAUCGAGUUUUUCAUAUUGUCUCGUUCGAAUGCUGCUAUAUGGAUAACAGGCAGCCAUCGGACGAGAACGGAAUCAUAAUCCCAAGACAUAAUGUUGCAUCGGUUAAGUGCUUUGCGUCGGUGAUCGAGGGCGUCAGUAGAGUUCGCAAUGUUUUAAUCAAUGGCGAUACUGAAAAUUAUGAUUGGGAGAGUGGUUAUACAUGUCAUCAACUUGGAAGUGGUUCACUCAUCAUUCAGUUGGCUCAACCUUAUGUAAUCGGAUCUUGCAGGAUCUUGUUGUGGGAUUGUGAUAACAGAAGCUACAGUUUUUACGUUGCUGUGUCGACCGACAAUCACCACUGGACGAAGGUUGUCGAUAAAACUGAUGAAAACUGCAGGUCAUGGCAAUUAAUGGAGUUUGAGCCUCUUCCAGUUACAUUUAUCAAAAUAGUUGGCACUAAGAAUUCAGCAAAUGAGGUAUUCCACUGUGUACAUGUCGAGGCUCCCGCUGAGCUGCCCGCUGUGUGAACUGCAAGACCAUACGCACACGCACACGCACACACAUACACAAGCACGAGGAUGCUAGUACAGUACGUACGUAGGAGGACAUGGCAACU
This is a messenger RNA of Corticium candelabrum, 1833 nucleotides long. Its product is annotated as BTB/POZ domain-containing protein 9-like. The coding region runs from base 20 to 1744 and encodes 574 amino acids. The record is from RefSeq and is a predicted model, not a curated record. The transcript has 8 exons. Gene Ontology annotation, cellular component: cytoplasm. Gene Ontology annotation, biological process: circadian behavior; adult locomotory behavior; modulation of chemical synaptic transmission. Gene Ontology annotation, molecular function: protein binding. NCBI's taxonomy places the organism in Eukaryota, Metazoa, Porifera, Homoscleromorpha, Homosclerophorida, Plakinidae.